GUAAAUGCAAAAUGUUGAUAUAGCGCCCUCUUGUGACUUUCUUUUUCGCUCGUCCUUUUCGUUUCUUUGCAAUCCACAAAAAUGGGAAGUGGCAAGCCAAGGGGACUGCGUACCGCACGUAAGCUGCGCACCCAUCGUCGGGAUCAGCGAUGGAGCGACAAGGGCUACAAGAAGGCUCACUUGGGAACGGCCUUGAAGGCUAACCCCUUCGGUGGAGCCUCUCACGCCAAAGGCAUCGUGCUUGAGAAGAUUGGUGUUGAAGCUAAGCAGCCUAACUCUGCCAUCAGGAAGUGUGUCCGAGUCCAGCUGAUCAAGAACGGCAAGAAGAUCACGGCGUUCGUGCCACGCGACGGUUGCCUCAACUACAUUGAGGAAAACGAUGAGGUGUUGGUGGCUGGAUUUGGUCGUGCUGGCCACGCUGUGGGUGACAUCCCCGGUGUCCGCUUCAAGGUCGUCAAGGUCGCCAACGUUUCCCUCUGGGCACUGUACAAAGAGAAGAAGGAACGACCACGAUCAUAGAAGCCUCCAAAUUGGCUUAUAAAAACCAUCCACACCAAUCCGUCAAUGAGAACUUGUAGAAAUGAACACAGAUACCAUGAUUAACAUUUGUAUGGUUCACCAUAUUAAUAUCUUCAUACGAGACUUGCAUUGUGCUUUGACUAGCUCUCGAUUACUCAUAAGGUUCGGCAAAAGCCCUGUUGUCUUGAGAUCAAAUACUCUUGCAGUUGGUAAGGAUGAUGUUAAUAAAUUGACAAGUGUACAUGUCUAA
Molecule: messenger RNA, 769 nt
Organism: Patiria miniata (bat star)
Lineage: Eukaryota; Metazoa; Echinodermata; Asteroidea; Valvatida; Asterinidae
Gene: rps23
Product: 40S ribosomal protein S23
Exons: 4
Coding region: 82-519 (145 amino acids)
Biological process (GO): translation
Cellular component (GO): cytosolic small ribosomal subunit; ribosome
Molecular function (GO): structural constituent of ribosome
Source: RefSeq, a predicted model, not a curated record